Messenger RNA from Ctenopharyngodon idella (grass carp), 3668 nucleotides. It is a transcript of the gene dpy19l1l, whose product is annotated as dpy-19-like 1, like (H. sapiens). The transcript has 22 exons. The record is from RefSeq and is a predicted model, not a curated record. Gene Ontology annotation, cellular component: nuclear inner membrane. Gene Ontology annotation, molecular function: mannosyltransferase activity. The coding region runs from base 206 to 2398 and encodes 730 amino acids. NCBI's taxonomy places the organism in Eukaryota, Metazoa, Chordata, Actinopteri, Cypriniformes, Xenocyprididae.
GCGUUGCCAUGGUAACUGACGCUGACAGAUGAGCGCUGCGUCCAGACGGGGGCGAUGCCCGCUUCAUUCAACAGAUCAGUGAAGUCCCAGAGCACUCAAACUGUACAGGAACACAGAUGUGAGGCGUUUGAAAGAGUGAAACUGUUGGUUUUAUCGCGUAUCUACGCUCCUCUUGUUCCUCUAUUACGGACAGAAAUAUGAAAACAUGGUAGCUAAAACGAGAAAACCAAAUGCCAAGGACCAGAGCAGCGAGAAGGACAGGAGUCAGUCCGUCUCAGGGAAAAGCAGGCGUGGGAAAGAUGGGAAAGGCUCGGCUUUCCAGAGUAAAAACGGACUUUUUGCUGGGUUCAUUAGAAACAAACUGGGUUUGAGCCCAUCUGCUUUUGCAAGAGGAAUAACAGUGCUGGUUCUCGCUCUUAUUGUGGGAUUUUUACACUGGUAUCAUCUCUCACAUCUGUUUGAAAAUGACAGACACUUUUCACACAUGUCGUCCUUGGAAAAGGAGAUGGCUUUUCGAACAGAGAUGGGACUGUAUUACUCAUAUUUCAAGACCAUCAUUGAGGCUCGUUCCUUCAUGGAUGGUGUUUACAUGAUCAUGAAUGACCGGCUCACUGAAUACCCUCUGGUGAUAAACACUCUAAAGAGGUUCAACUUGUACCCUGAGGUGGUCUUGGCCAGCUGGUACAGAGCAUUCACUAGCACAAUGGAUUUCUUUGGGUUCCCUACCAAGAUGUGUUGGACCAUCAACAGAGGGGAGGGUAUGGAUCCAGUGGAGAGUUGUGAAGGUCUGGGAGAUCCUGCAUACUUCUAUGUCACCUUUGUGUUCCUGUUAAAUGGGGCGAUGAUGAGUCUGUUCUUUAUUUAUGGAACAUAUCUAAGCGGCAGUCGACUGGGUGGCACCGUUACAGUUCUGUGUUUCUUCUUUAACCAUGGAGAGAGUACUCGGGUCAUGUGGACGCCACCUCUGAGAGAGAGCUUCUCCUACCCCUUCCUGGUUUUGCAGAUGCUUCUGCUCACAUACAUCCUCCGGACAAGAAACCCAAGCAAGCAUACCAUGAUGGCUCUGGGAAUCUCCAAUGUUUUCUUCAUGCUGCCGUGGCAGUUUGCUCAAUUUGUCUUACUUACCCAGGUUGCAUCCCUUUUUGCUUCAUAUAUCCUGGGAUAUCUGAGCCCAACAAAAAUGCAGUCUGUCUUAGUGACACAUAUGAUCUCCUUGGCCGUCUGUUUUCUUCUGAUGUUCGGGAACUCGAUGCUGCUGACGUCCUUCUACGCCUCUUCACUGGUUUCUAUCUGGGGGGUUAUUGCACUGAGGGACCGUUUGGUUGGUACGUUCAAACCUGGAAUCUUCACAUGGGUCAUGCAGUGUCUUGCAUGGGUGGUCUCCACUGUCAUUCUGAAGUUCAUGCUGUCUGUGAUCUUUGGGGCAUCAGAUGAUGCCCACAUCAGCAGUCUGAUCAAAUCCAAGUUCACAAGCUACAAAGACUUUGACACGAUGAUGUACACGUGUGCAGCUGAGUUUGACUUCAUUGAAGCAGAGACUCUCAUUCGGUACAUCAAAACCAUGCUGCUUCCAGUUAAUGUGCUGAUAGUGGGUUUUAUUGCUGGAAGGACCAUACAGGACGUUAUUAUGUUCCUCAGAAAUGAAAAGACAGAGAAGUCAGAGGGUGAUGAAACAGAGCAGACCCAAUUGUUGGCGAAAGGAGUGCUGGUAUACCACAGUCUGCAGCUAGUGGCGUUUGCAGUCCUGGCUGUGCUCAUCAUGAGACUGAAGCUCUUCCUUACUCCUCACAUGUGCAUCAUGUCCUGUUUAAUCUGCUCCAGACAGCUGUUUGGUUGGAUAGGAGAGAAGUUUAAACUCCAGAUGACAGUCAUAGGAAUAUUGUCCAUCAUGGCAGUCCAAGGAUUCGCCAACCUGCAGAGUCAAUGGGGCAUUAUAGGAGAAUUCAGUAACUUUCCUCAAGAAGAGCUCCUUGAGUGGAUCAAGGACAACACAAGCCCUAAUGCUGUAUUUGCUGGUGCUAUGCCCACCAUGGCAAGUGUGAAACUGUCCACAGGCAGAGCCAUAGUGAAUCACCCACACUAUGAAGACGCAGGAUUGAGAGAAAGAACAAAGAUGGUGUAUGCCAUGUACAGCCGAAAACCAGCUGAGGAAGUAAAGCGAAACUUAAUAAAGCUGCAGGUGGACUAUUUCAUCUUAGAGGACUCAUGGUGCACCAGACGCUCCAAGCCCGGCUGCAGCAUGCCUGAGAUCUGGGAUGUGGAGGACAGCCAAAAUGCAGGAAAAGUGCCACUUUGCACUCUCAUGUCGAGGGAUUCUCGUCCUCACUUCUCCACCAUCUUUCACAACAACAUUUACAAAGUCCUUCGAGUUCCUAAAACAGUGAGAGAUAUGAGAUAACAGCAGUUUUUCCUUCAGCGUCACUGUUUUCUGUCUUUGAUACAUGUGUAUAUACACAGCAAUGAUUAUUUUUGUAAAAGUCAGUUCUGUUUUUCUUGAGACCUGCUUCUGCCACUUUGGUGUCCGUUUUGUUUUGAUAAACUGUAUGAAAUGUUUAAACCGUGGAUCAUGUGAUUCACCAUAGAGAGUCAAGUAUUGAAUCAUCCCUUUUCCCUUUACCAUCUGCUCACAUGCUUGUUGAAAUGUAUUUAUUUUGUCUGAAUGACUGUGAUUUUUGCCAUCAAUGGUGCUGCUGUUUGCUGGUUGCGUAUGGUCCAGAAUAUUGUUUACCUAAAUCAUUUCAUUCUGUGCAUAAAAUAUUUUAUUUAAACUCUUAGGAUUUUCAACCUCUGAAGUUUCGUAAAACCCUUUUUGUGUAAAGUUUUAAAAUUUACAUUUGUUUUGGGCAGAUGCUCUUACCAAAGUGACCUAAAAGACAAUUAUAUAUAUAUAUAAUUAGUUUAAGGGAGGAUUAUAGUAGUUUACAGCAGGGGUGGAGAACGUCAGUCCUGGAGAGUUUUGCUUUAACCCUGAUCAAACACACCUGACCAAGUUAAUCAAGGUCUGAACGGUUACUAGAAAGCUACAGGCAGGUGAGUUUUUAUCAGGCUUGGAGCUGAAGGCUUGAACUCCGCAGGACUGGAGUUUGUCAUCCCUGGUCUAUAGUGUUAUAUAUAUUUUAUAAAGUCUACCAACUCAGUUUUAUUAGUCAUCUGCUUGUUCCUCUUUUUGUUACUUUUAGGUUUUGUGUGUGAAAAUCAUGGUCAGUGUUAUUUACUAGAGAAGCUAUCUUGUGAAAUACUAUUUUUAUCUUACGUUUUAAAAAAUGUUGUCAAGCUCAGCUGUAUUUUCAUUUGGAUUAUGUCAGUGUCACUUUCUCUACUGAGGUUUACCAGUGUUCAGAAGUCUGUGAGUGUUGUGCUCAUUUCCCAUCUGUCAGGGAAAUGCAAGUGUCAGGAAAUAGCAACAGUUUUUAUCCCAGUUGUCUUUCCUGAUAUCAUUGGAUAAUAAUAGUCCUUCAAAAUCAAGAUGAAGGACUGUAAUCACUGCCAUAGAGUUAUUAAAGGUAUAAAUUUGUAGCAUAAUUUCCGUUGUAAUUCAAGUGUCCUUUACAUUUCAUUUGACAUACUUGUGAACUGUUCAAGAACUCAUGUUCUCAUUUUUUUUUUAAUCUAAUGUAAGGUACUGAACCUUUUGUAUUUCCCUAAUUAAAUGUUUUAUUUUAAUCAUU